GCUUUAUUUUUUUUAAUGGAUAUUUCUCUUCGAGUGUUUAUAGAAGGGAUACAACCAUAUUUUUCUGAUAUAUUUAACUCCUUAGAUGCUGCCAUUAUUAUUGUGACUCUACUGGUUGAUAUCGCUUAUCUUUUUUAUGACUUUACACUUGGUAAAAUUUUCCCCAGGUUGAGAAUUGUUUUACGACCUGUAAGACUUGUCAUUCUGAUAAGAGUUUUUCAUCUGGCUUAUCAAAAAAGACAUCUUGAAAUGCUGACCAGAAGGAUGGUUUCAGGAAACAAACGGCGGUACAAGAAGGAUGGAUUUGACUUAGACCUCACUUAUGUUACUGAGCGUAUUAUUGCCAUGUCAUUCCCAUCUUCUGGAAAGCAGUCUUUCUACAGGAAUCCCAUUAAGGAAGUUGUGCGGUUCCUGGACACGAAGCACCCAAACCACUAUCAAGUCUAUAACCUCUGCAGUGAAAGAGCUUAUGAUCCUAAGUACUUCCAUCAUAGGGUCCAUCGAUACUUGAUUGAUGAUCACAACGUCCCCUCUCUGAGUGAGAUGGUGGCGUUCUCCAUGGAAGUGAGGGAGUGGAUGGCCCAAGACAAGGACAAUAUCAUAGUGGUUCACUGUAAAGGAGGAAAAGGAAGAACUGGAACUAUGAUCUGUGCCUACCUCCUUGCCAGUGAGAUAUUUGCCACCGCGGAGGACAGCCUGUAUUAUUUUGGAGAACGGCGAACAGACAAAUCCACUAGCAGUAAGUUUCAGGGAGUAGAGACUCCUUCUCAGAACAGAUUCGUUGGAUAUUUUGCAAUGGUGAAAAAUAUCUACAAUUUGACUCUUCCUCCAAUAAAAAAACUCACGAUCAAAAAAAUCGUGAUUUAUUCAAUUCAUGGUGUUGGAAAAGGCAAUGGACACGAUCUAAAAGUACAAAUAAUAAUGCAACGAAAGACUGUCUUUUUCUGUUCUGCUUCCAAAAACUGUAGGAUAUUUCAUGAUGCUGAAACAGACAGAGUAAUCAUCUUGCUCUCUAACUGCCCACCUCUGUAUGAUGAAGUAAAAGUGAAAUUUUUGUCUUCUUCGGCUCUUCCUAAAUACUACGACAACUGUGCAUUCUUCUUCUGGUUCCAUAUGUCUUUUAUACAAAAUAACAGGCUUUAUCUUUCAAGAAGUGAAUUGGAUAAUCCCCAUAAAAUAAAAGCAUGGAAAACUUACAGUCAGGAGUUUGCAGUCGAGGUAUAUUUUGAUGACAUUUAAGUUGUUCCUGGUAUCUAAGUACAGUUCCCCUUCUAGACUAGAAUCAUGUUCUUCCCAAUCCUUGCUACAUAUUUAUCUUUUAAAUCUAUGUCCUUGCUGAUAUGCUUAUAUUUAUAGACAUGUACAUAUGUUCUUGAGAAAUCUAUUAAAUAUAUACAAGACUGUCAAUGGCAGUAUUUUCUUUGGAAGGACUAUACAUCACAUCACAGUUUUCAUCUGUAUUAAGUCUGAAACAGUACACGGAACAUUAGUUAUGACUUUUAAGAAAUAAAACUUUCCUACCAAAAUAAGAUUUAAAGACUGCAGUUUCCCCUAAUACUGUGGGUUUGUUUCAUUUACUUAUAUAUUUCUGGACAAGUAUUUAUUCCCUGCUUUGUUUUACAUCUGUAAUGUCAGAUGUUAGAAGGUAAUUUCUUUCCUCUAUUUGACUUACAAACUGUUAACAAUGAUCAGAAUGGCAGCAAAAACUAUUUUAAAACUCAAAGUUCACACCAGCAGCCUCCCAUCCCCAACAGGGGAAGUGAAGUGGAUAAUCGCUUUUUUUUUUUUUUACACUCCAAGCACCACACAGAUUUCGGCAAGCUUCCUUUAAUUGUACACAGGGCAUCAAGGGAGGGUAAAAGAAUUUUCAGUAACCUCUGCUUUUGUCCGUCAUUACUGAAGUCAAAGGGAACUUUUGCCUAGAGCAAUCUAGAUUUUUAAAUCCACCACCCCCGCCCCCAACCAGCUUCACCCAAGCUUAGAAAACUUUGAAGUAAGGUCAAGUUUUCAUUAUAGACACUGGUUAGCCGUGUCCACAGGGAAUCACUAUUUUCUCUUUGGUUCAGUUCAGUUGCUCAGUUGUGUCCGAUUGUUUGUGACCCCACGAACCACAGCACGC
Messenger RNA from Capra hircus (goat), 2119 nucleotides. Its product is annotated as phosphatidylinositol 3,4,5-trisphosphate 3-phosphatase TPTE2-like. The coding region runs from base 16 to 1239 and encodes 407 amino acids. The record is from RefSeq and is a predicted model, not a curated record. Gene Ontology annotation, biological process: dephosphorylation. Lineage: Eukaryota; Metazoa; Chordata; Mammalia; Artiodactyla; Bovidae. The transcript is spliced from 15 exons. Gene Ontology annotation, molecular function: phosphatidylinositol-3,4,5-trisphosphate 3-phosphatase activity; protein tyrosine/serine/threonine phosphatase activity. Gene Ontology annotation, cellular component: cytosol.